Stylonychia lemnae is the source of this 1068-nucleotide messenger RNA. Lineage: Eukaryota; Ciliophora; Spirotrichea; Sporadotrichida; Oxytrichidae. The record is from the annotation of a GenBank genome assembly.
AUGAUAAACUGCUCCUCCAGAUUGAUGAUAAUUAUCUGGUGCUAGUUAACUAUGAAAAUGAUUUCACUGACAUAGUCUCACCAGCACCAAGAUAGACUGAUGCUUGGAAAUGACGUAUUCUCUAUAACUCAUCAGUUUCAGUAAAUCUAGACUAUUAGCAAUAGUGAGGAAGUCUCUGCAUACUGUAACUAUGAUAAAAAGUUUUUACUUACUGGCUUUAAUAACUAUAAAAUUGGUGUGUAUGUUUUUCACGAGGGAAACUACUAGCUUUGCACAUCUAUAAGAACCACUCCUCCUCUUUAGACAUACACAGCAAUAGUUAGUCUAUUUAAGUUGACAGAGAGGCUCUUCCUAGUCAUUUUAGGUAAAACUAAGAUAUGUAUAAGAGUAGUUGAGAUAGAUCCGCAUCGCUGGCAGCAAGUUGAGCAUCAUAAAAUAGGUUGCUACAGUAGUUCUAUUGUGGACAUCAAACGAGUCUCUGAGAGUAAAUUCAUUGCCUAGACAUCCAAAAAGAUCAUAAUGUUUGACUAUACAGUAGAAGGCUACGAUAAACUGUUCAGAUUUAAAAAUGAUUCAGGCGGAAACCAAAACAUCAAUGGAUAAAAUAAUUGCAACAGUAACUACCCUAUGGAUAAUGCUUUAUAAAUUCCACCCAAUAAUAACGGUAACUCAAGAUAUCUAGAUCCAAAUGACCUAGCUAAUAUGAUCAUCUUUCCAUUCUAUGAUCCAUGGGAUCUACCAUAUAUAAUAGGGGAGCAAUUAAAGCUAUACGAUACUAAGACUAAGCAGCAUAUAGGCUAGUUGGAGGGAGUAAAUCGUGAAUUAGUAACAACACUUGGAUUAUCUAUUUAACCCAGAUACCCACUGUUCAUUAUAUCGACUACCUUCAUAAAAUACUCAUUAUCAUUCAGCUUUGGUAUAAAUUGCUCUGCUAAUUGCUCCUCCGGAUUAAUACCUGAAUCUCUAGCAAGAAUUACUGGCCUGAUCUUUAUGUCAAACUAUGGAGAUAGAAUCAAGAAGCACUGCAGACAAUCCAGAUUUUUAGCAAACACUUUCUAAGUAGUUUGA